AUGUGUGAGGAAUUUGGAGACCUUCUGAAGAGUCGGAUACUGAAACAUGUUGGUGAUUUGGUAGCUGUGGCUUCAUUGACAGAUGAAGCUAGGUGUAUGGAUCUUGCAGAUCGCUAUGUGGCUUUGGCAGGAAAAACUGCUGUUUUGUUCACGAAAGAUGGGGGCCAGCACAACAACCUUCAUGACAUGCAGUGCAUGUGGUAUGAACUUGCUUCUGAUGAAAGUUACUUUCGACAUGGUGAUUUUGGACGGGCCCUAGAGAAAUUUAUAGCUGUGGAGAAGCACUAUGCUGAUAUUACUGAAGAUCAAUUUGAUUUCCAUUCUUAUUGUUUGCGGAAAAUGGCACCACGUGCAUAUGUUGGAAAGCUAAAAUUGAAAGAUUGGUUGCAUUCACAUGCUUAUUUUCACAAAGUAGCAGCUGGAGCCAUUAGGUGA
Messenger RNA from Durio zibethinus, 435 nucleotides. Lineage: Eukaryota; Viridiplantae; Streptophyta; Magnoliopsida; Malvales; Malvaceae. The record is from RefSeq and is a predicted model, not a curated record.